Messenger RNA from Camelina sativa (false flax), 1889 nucleotides. RefSeq lists its product as uncharacterized. The record is from RefSeq and is a predicted model, not a curated record. NCBI's taxonomy places the organism in Eukaryota, Viridiplantae, Streptophyta, Magnoliopsida, Brassicales, Brassicaceae.
CUCUCUUCUUCUUCUCUCUCUCUCUCGAUCUACCCCAAAGUAGCGGGAGCGAAUAGUGAAACACCAACAAUGACCGAUCAACACCACCACCACAACAACCACGCGCGGCUGAACCGCCUCCGUACAACAACCCAGCUCCUCCGUCAAACCACAGCUUCCUUCUCAACCCACCCACUCACUUUCAUCUUCCUCACUUUCCUCCUCUUCUCCUUCCACUCUCUCGUCGAUCAUUGCUCUCUUCUUUUAACCUCUUUCGUCGACACUGACCCUUCCCUUCGCUCCCUCCUCUCUCGCCUCCCUCUCAACUCUCACUCCCACGCUCCUACGCGCUUUCAAAAUCACCGACGUGCUCCUUUUCUUCAGCUCACGCGCCUUGGUACCCUCGACGACGACUUCUUCUCCACAGACGAGCACGAUCCUCAUCGCCGAUCUCUUCAAGGUUCUUUUUUUCCUUCGCCCAUCAACGCUACGACUGUGAUUCUCUCCGGAUUUGAGAGCAUUUCUGGCUUUUCUCGCCCUAUCGCCGAUAAUGGUCUUCUCCUCCCUCAGAUCAUCCGCUCCGGCGUCGUUUUACGGCAGCUUGAGAAGGAAGAUGAUGAUAAAGAAACAGAAUUGGAUGACUCUGAGAAGAAAGGUGAAGACUUUGAGAGUUUUGUGGAUCUGAAGAUGUUGUUCAAAGGAUUGGAGCUAGGUCGUCAUGAUGCUGCGGCUCUCUUCUUCCUUGUGAGCUUUUUAUCCGCUGCGUAUGGAUGGGUGAUUCUAGGGUUUACCACUGUUUACUCAUUGGUGCUUGCGAUUAUAUUCGUUACUGUAAUCAACGAUUUGCUCGGUAGGUUUCCUUCGUUUCUUGGGGUUGUUUGGACUGGUUCAAGAUUGGGGUUUAGGAGAGUUACAGGAUUCGUUUUGAUGAGAUGGGCAGUGAGGGAUGCUUUGACACAGCUUCUUGGUUUAUGGUAUUUUGGAGAGGUUGAAGAUCAGUACUCGUUUUUUAAGCUCUUUGUGAGGUUAAAGCUGAUGCCUUUCACAGUUAUGCCCCCAUGGAUCAGAGGUUUCGAGAAGGAGAUUUCUGGUUUCUUGUUCGCUUGGUUUCUACUUGAUACGCUUGUUGGUUUGAUAUUAGCUGUUGAUGCUUUUGUUGCUAUUGUGGAUUCAAGAAGGAGGGGCAGGGAGAUAGUGAAGGAAGGUCUCUAUUUGAUUUCUCUCCUGUUGCAUCAGGCCGUGCAGCUUAAGUGUCUCGAAGCUAUUGUUUGUGGGUCUUUCUUCAGAUGGUUUCUGGUUCGAAUCCUAGGGAAAACCUUUGCUUCUGUGCUCCAAUCUGCGUUGGAAGUUUACUUCAUGGCGGCUUGGUUAGUGUUCUACUUAGCAGCUAGGUGUAAAGAUGCGCACGCAGACGGUAGGAGGUUUGGGAGAAGAGAAAUGGAGAACUUGAUUGAUGGGCUGAGAUGAUAAUGAAUUGUGGAUCUGUAGGAUAAAUCUUUCGGGUUGUCAAAGGAGAAAACCUUGGCUUCGAUGUUCAAUGCGAGUGGCUAACUCUCUGCGCCAGAAGCUAUGUCAUGACUGAGGUUCCUUUGGUUUUAGAAUUGAUGUUGAUUGAUAAGAUUGCCAACAAUUCAAUGUAUGUACGCACUUAGGAUUACUUGUGAGCUAUGAAAGAGGAAGAAUGAUACAACUACUGUGUAUACGCAUUUGCAAGAUUUUCCUUUGUAUAUAUCUUGCUGCAGUUGUUGAUAUCAAUACCAUGAGGUGAUCAAGUUUUUUUUUCUUUUUCAUUUUGGGAAUGAUAAUAGUAGAUCAAGCUUAAAUGUACUUUGGCCAUUUUGACCUUCUUUAUGUGGAUACAACAUUUUUAUGCAUUCUUUCGAUUGACGCAAUGGGGAACUGGUUUCUGA